CUUGCCUGUAGAUUGAUGCACUAAGUAUGCAAGUCAAGUUGUUCCGUCACAGCCCCCCCUGGCUAGGAAGUCAAAUUGGCGCUAGCAACUGUUCGGCGUGAUACCAAAGUUAACAUAGAACGAAUCCCUCACUGAUGAUCUUUCCAGGAUGGACGCCAUGGACAUCGGACUUGAUGAACAAACUAUACGCAAUUACCGACACCUAGACUCACACUAUAGCAUAUCGCCCGGCAAAAAUGAGUGGCAACCUCUUUUUCUCUUCUCUUAUUAGUAUGAUAGGGCGCACUAAGAAGCUCUACCAACGUCUGGUGGGAGAACGGAUCCGGAGGCCUUACGAUGUCAACAAGACUGACCAACCCCCGAGCCCGCCCCGUACUGCAGCUCUUAAUGGACGCCAAGAGCACGAAAACAUUAAAUACGAAGCAUACUGUCCCAUGGAUCAUCGACGCGCCACGCCUCACGAGGUCUCAAUAUGCAGUGACUAUAGCCACAUUGUUGCUACCAUACCGGGGACGUGCUGUGGUCGAAAUUACCUUGAUCGGCGGUCAGGAAGAGGUGUCUCUCACUGAGAAUCCUGACCAGGCCAAUCACACAGGCUUGCCUCCAGAUCAGGAGCGACUUGACAAUCGUGACGCGGCCCAUGUAGAUAGCGGGCUACCGGUCGAUAACGCCAGUGUUGGCAACAUAUCAGAGAGGGUUUGGUCGAUGAGUGAAAAUAGCGUCCUUAAGUUUUGGGACUGUGAACCAGACCUGCCAGAGAGGACCCCAGCACAGUGGGAUGUGUUUUCCGAACCCUGGUGGUGGAAUACGGAUAAGUAGGAGUUGUUGACUCGUGAUUGAAGCUUCAAAGUCCUUGCGCAAGGGUGAUGGUGAGGCGAGGUGGGCUCAGGGGGCUGCUGCUGGCAUUAUGCCAUGAGAGUCAUUUCAUGAAGCUGGACCUAUUA
This is a messenger RNA of Pseudovirgaria hyperparasitica, 944 nucleotides long. RefSeq lists its product as uncharacterized. The transcript is spliced from 3 exons. The record is from RefSeq and is a predicted model, not a curated record. The annotation marks the transcript as partial. NCBI's taxonomy places the organism in Eukaryota, Fungi, Ascomycota, Dothideomycetes, Acrospermales, Acrospermaceae.